AUGUCGGACGAGUCAGUCUCAGGGAGUGAUCCGGAUGUGGACCCGGACUUGGAGCAGGAGGAUAUGGAAGAGGAGGAGGAGGAAGAUGAGGAUGAAGCAAUGGAGGAGGACAAUGAUGGGGAUGAUGAGGAAGAUCUACUUGAUGAGAAUGACCAGACCCAUGAAGCAGUUUUUAGCAGCGAUCAUGUGCAGCAUGGUGAAGAUGGGGAAUGGCAACGCUCUACUUCAACUACCUCAUCUCAGAGUGAACAGGCAGAGAAACUGUUGCAGAAUCAGCACAAGAGCCUGGCCUCUGAGGACACCAAAAAGAAGAGGGCUCAGAAACCUUCUCACAUGAGGAGGAACAUAAGAAAACUGCUGCGGGAGGACCAGUUGGAGGCUGUGACUAAAGCCGCCCAGCAGGAGGAGUUAGAAAGAAGGAAACGACUUGAGCAGCAAAGGAAGGAUUACCACGCCAGCAUCCCCACAUUACCUCUGGAGUUUCUCCCAGAGGAGAUUGCUUUAAGAACUGCAGAGGUUGCUCAGCUUCCUCCUCAAGUGUUAGCUGAAGAAGUCAUCUGUUUAGACAGCACCAGCAGUGGCAGUGAGGACGAUUCUAAAGGAAGACUCCACAGCAUUAAAGAUGAAGUGAUAGAAUUAAGUUCAGGAGAAGAUGAAGCCCUCCAAAUAGUAGACAGCAGUGAUUCUGGCAAUGAAGGGGAUGAAGAUGCUACUGAAGAAAGCAGUGGUGCUCAUGUGAAUGAUGCUUUAAAUCAGUUAGAUGCUUCGGGGCAAGUAAUUGUCAACAUCAAUCAUCCUCCAAAUGAAGAGGACAUUUACCUGGCUCCACAACUUGCACGGGCAGUAAAGCCUCACCAGAUUGGUGGUAUCCGGUUCCUGUACGAUAAUCUGGUGGAGUCCCUGGAAAGAUUUAAAACCAGCAGUGGGUUUGGCUGUAUCUUAGCCCACAGCAUGGGGCUGGGAAAGACCCUCCAGGUCAUCUCGUUUUUGGAUGUACUUUUCCGGCACAUCAAGGCAAAAACUGUCUUGGCCAUCGUACCUGUAAACACUCUUCAGAACUGGCUAGCAGAAUUCAACAUGUGGCUUCCAGCACCAGAGGCCCUUUCUGCUGAUUGUGACCCCAAAGAGAUUCAGCCCCGAACCUUCAAAGUUCAUAUCCUGAAUGAUGAACACAAGACCACAGCAGCACGUGCCAAAGUGGUAACUGAUUGGGUGACAGAUGGUGGUGUGCUGCUGAUGGGCUAUGAGAUGUACCGUCUCCUUUCCCUGAAGAAAUCCUUUGCCACAGGCAGGAAGAAGAAAACGAAGAAGCAAACUGGCCCUGUCAUUAUUGAUUUGGAUGAAGAGGAUCGGCAACAGGAGCUCCUAAAAGGAAUUGAAAAGGCAUUAUCCCGCCCUGGUCCAGAUGUGGUCAUCUGCGAUGAGGGACAUCGGAUAAAGAAUUGCCAUGCCAGCACCUCUCAGGCCUUAAAGAAUAUCCGGUCUCGGCGGCGGGUGGUACUGACUGGCUAUCCUCUGCAAAACAACUUGAUUGAAUACUGGUGUAUGGUGGACUUUGUUCGGCCAGACUUCCUUGGUACCCGGCAGGAAUUUAGUAACAUGUUUGAGCGCCCCAUCCUAAAUGGGCAGUGUAUUGACAGCACCCCGCAGGAUCUUCGUCUCAUGAGGUAUCGCAGCCAUGUCCUACAUAGCCUACUGGAGGGCUUUGUACAAAGGCGAGGGCACAAUGUGCUGAAAAUUCAGCUUCCCUAUAAGGAAGAACACGUCAUCUUAGUGCGGUUGUCAAAGAUCCAGCGGGCUCUUUACACUGAGUUCAUGAACCGGUUUCGAGAUGCAGGCAACAGCGGCUGGCUGGGACUGAACCCCCUUAAGGCUUUCUGUGUUUGCUGUAAGAUCUGGAAUCACCCUGAUGUAUUAUAUGAAGCACUGCAAAAAGAGAAUUUGGCAAAUGAACAGGAUCUAGAUGUGGAUGACCUUGGCACGGCUGGUACCAAUUCACGCUGCCAGUCACAGGCAGUGAAAGGGAAAUCUGAGAGCAAUGCUUUGGCACCACCAAUUGGAGAGGCUACCAACAGCAAAUACAUUCAGGGUAUUGGCUUCAAUCCCUUUCAGGAGAGGGCCAAUCAGGUUGUCACUUAUGAAUGGGCUAAGGACAUCCUUUGCGACUACCAGACAGGAGUCUUGCAGAACUCACCCAAGAUGGUGUUGCUGUUUCAUCUUGUGGAGGAGAGUGUGAAACUUGGAGACAAAAUAUUGGUCUUCAGCCAGAGCCUCUCCACAUUGUCUGUCAUUGAGGAUUUCUUGGCAAAGAGACCAGUGCCUUCCCCCCCAGGUGUGGAUGCACAUGGACUCCAUAACUGGGUUCGAAAUGUGAAUUAUUACAGACUGGAUGGCAGUACUUCGGCCUCCGAAAGAGAGAGAUUGAUUAACCAGUUCAAUGAUCCCAGCAACACUUCUGUAUGUCUCUUCCUUCUUUCCACGAGAGCUGGAUGUUUGGGCGUGAAUUUGAUUGGUGCUAACAGAGUAGUAGUAUUUGAUGCUUCGUGGAAUCCAUGCCAUGAUGCUCAGGCAGUGUGUCGGGUUUAUCGCUAUGGACAACUGAAGCCCUGCCACAUCUAUCGGUUGGUUUCUGAUUAUACUUUGGAGAAGAAAAUAUACGAUCGUCAGAUCUCCAAGCAGGGGAUGUCAGAUCGUGUUGUAGAUGACUUGAAUCCGGUGUUGAACUUCACCCGGAGGGAGGUGGAGAACUUGCUGCACUUUGUGGAAGAGGAGACAGAACCUGCUCAGCUUUCGUUCAGUACCAGCAAGAUUAAGGAAUCUGUUUUACAGCUGGCCUGUAUCAAGUACCCUCAUCUCAUCACCAAGGAGCCUUUUCAGCAUGAGUCACUGCUGAUUGAUCGGAAGGAGUGCAAGCUCACCAAGGCAGAGAAGAAAGCGGCCAAGAAAAGCUACGAGGAAGAGAAACGCGCCUCCGUCCCUUACACCCGUCCAUCGUAUGCUCAGUAUUACCCAGCCAGUGACCAGAGCCUGACAAGCAUACCUGCCUUCAGUCAGAGGAACUGGCGACCAAGCCUCAAAGGUGAGGACAGACCAGUGGCAAGCGUACGUCCCGUUCAGUCCACCCCCAUUCCUAUGAUGCCUCGCCAUGUCACCUUGGGCAGUAUGGGUUCAGCUUCUGUUUCCAAUCCUGGUAUCAACUUCCCCAUCAACUACCUGCAGCGAGCUGGUGUCCUUGUGCAGAAGAUCGUCACCACAACAGAUAUCGUGAUUCCAGGCACAAAUACUUCCACUGAUGUGCAAGCAAGAAUCAGCGCUGGAGAAAGUAUUCACAUUAUCCGUGGGACUAAAGGGACAUACAUCCGGACCAGCGAUGGGCGGAUCUUUGCUAUCCGGACUACUGGCAAACCAAAGGGUAGUGAAGAUCAUCGCAUGGUUGCCUCAGGAUCCCAGGGUCCAUCUCUUGAAUCCACAAGCAAUGGGAGGCACAACGCCUCCUCACCCAAGCUUCCCAAUUCAGAGGAGCUCACUCGGCCCAUCUCCCCUGACAGUCCUGAGAUCAUCAGCGAACUGCAACAGUACGCAGAGGCUGCCGCCGCCCGAGAGUCCAGACAUAACUCUCCCAGCACCCACACUGCACCUGGACAUCCCACCCGGAAAGACAGUGUACCCCCCUUAGUGGCUCGUGGAACUGACCAACGGGCAGGAGCCCAUUGUUUGGCUUCGUCAUCCUCUUCAGCCCUGCCAGCCACAAGCCAGCACACCGACAGCCAUUCGGUGCUGGACUUACGAGGCAACAAGCGCAAGUCGACGUCACCCUCCGGCCCAGAGGAGCCAGCUCACCGGCAGCAAAAGAAGCGUCCGCUCCCUACAGCAGUUCAGCCAUACGAAAGUGGGUACCCUGUCUCUGGUGGGUUCACCAUGCCCUCUGUCCCUUUAAACCACAACCUAACCCAUCCAUUUGCUCCCCAAGCAGGCAACUCCUUGUACAUGGGCACUGGCUCCUCCUAUUACCAGCUGCCUAGUUUGCUACCAGACCCUCACCUGGUGUUCCCUGUGACUACUGACCCUCUGUUGACAGCCGGCACCGCCAGUUCCUCUGCUGCUACCUCAGCCACUGCCAGUGUCCCCUCUUUCAUGUUAAACCCCUCCAUGACGGGGAUGCUUUCAAACUACUCGCUGCCCUUCACGCAGUCACUCCUGCCUGAGCCCAGGAUGUUCGCUCCUUUUCCGGCCCCCGUCUUGCCCAGCAGCCUUCCCAGGAGCAUGGCCUCUGCCUACCCUGGCUUCAUGUCCCCACAUUCGGGAUAUCCAGCUGGGGGCCUCCUUCGGUCCCAGGUGCCUCCGUUUGACACCCAUGAGGUCUCUGAGGUGGGCUGCAGUUCCAACGAGGAUGAGGACAAAGACGAUGAUGUAAUAGAGAUCACAGGAAAAUAA
Molecule: messenger RNA, 4434 nt
Organism: Gekko japonicus
Lineage: Eukaryota; Metazoa; Chordata; Lepidosauria; Squamata; Gekkonidae
Gene: RAD54L2
Product: RAD54-like 2 (S. cerevisiae)
Exons: 21
Coding region: 1-4434 (1477 amino acids)
Cellular component (GO): nucleus
Molecular function (GO): ATP-dependent chromatin remodeler activity; ATP hydrolysis activity; ATP binding
Source: RefSeq, a predicted model, not a curated record